AGUGCAGUAGAUCAGACAGCUCUGAGAGCCGAGGCUGUGCUCUGAGCAGGGUGAGGGCUGACAAGGCUGUCCUCCAUGUUUAAAUAAGCAUUGAUAUAUCACACAGAGUUUGUUAGCCAUGCAUCCACAGAGGUUCGUCUUGACAUACAGGGGAGAGGGAGGCUGUCUGCCUGGCACCUCACACACAGAGUGCAGCCCGGAAGGAGAACAGAGCACAGCAGUCAUGAGACAAGAUGACUUCCCGGACACAGAGGAGGAGAUUUAAUGGAUGACAAUUAUUGACCUGAGGAAGACAGUUUCCUCUGGGGGACUUGUGGAUAGGAUUGUGGCUUGAGAAGCAAGAGAUCCAGGCUGCCUGACCUGGCCUCUCAAAAUGGCAGGCUUUGCUGAGGAGUUCUUCAGCAGCAGGAGGAGAGAGUGGGGAGCUGAUAUUUGGGGAGGGAAGCAGCGCUGCUAUUAACAUAUGUGUGUCUGAGGAGGAGGAGGAGGGGAAGAAUGAGACAGACACUGUAGAGGGAAUGGAGAUCUCAACACGAUCCAAAGCAGUUUCAGACGUGGGGUCUGGGCUGGAGCGGGUUGCCCAGAAACGCAAGGUGCCAAGCCCCUCCCAGUCGUCCAAUGGCCACUCGUCGGCGGAGACGACCCCGAGUCCCUCCAAGAAGAAGAGGAAACCCGGGCCGUUGGGCGGGAACAAAGACCAGUCAGAGCUGAGACACGGCCCCUUCUAUUACGCCAAGCAGCCGGCGCUCAACACGGACCCCGUGGACACGGCCCCGCAGGACGGCAGGAACGACUUCUACUGCUGGCUGUGCCACCGCGAGGGCCAGGUGCUCUGCUGCGAGCUCUGCCCCCGGGUGUACCACGCCAAGUGCCUCAAACUGCCCGCCGAGCCCGAGGGAGACUGGUUCUGUCCCGAGUGUGAGAAAAUAACAGUUGCAGAGUGUAUAGAGACCCAGAGCAAAGCCAUGACGAUGCUCACCAUAGACCAGCUAUCGUUCCUGCUAAAGUUUGCCCUGCAGAAGAUGAAGCAGCCAGGUGACCACCCCCGCUUGUCAUCUCACCCCCCCCAUGCAGCUUCCACGCAGAGAAAGACUUUUAAUUGGACCGAACCCUUCCAGAAACCUGUCUCUCUGGAACAGCACCCAGAUUAUGCUGAGUAUAUUUUUCACGCGAUGGAUCUUUGCACACUAGAGAAGAACAUAAAAAAGAAGAUGUAUGGAUGUACAGAGGCCUUCUUGGCAGAUGCCAAAUGGAUUUUACACAACUGCAUAAUAUACAAUGGAGGCAAUCACAAACUCACAGCAACGGCUAAAGUAAUAGUCAAAAUCUGUGAACACGAAAUGAACGAGAUUGAAGUUUGUCCUGAGUGCUAUUUGUCAGCAUGCCAAAAGAGGGACAAUUGGUUCUGUGAGCCGUGUAGUAACCCCCAUCCUCUUGUCUGGGCUAAACUGAAAGGAUUUCCGUUUUGGCCCGCCAAAGCUUUACGAGACAAAGACGGACAGGUGGACGCACGCUUUUUCGGACAACACGACAGGGCGUGGGUCCCUUUGAACAAUUGCUACCUCAUGUCCAAAGAGAUUCCCUUUUCUGUGAAAAAGACCAAGAGCAUCUUCAACAGUGCCAUGCAAGAGAUGGAGGUCUACGUGGAGAACAUGAGGAAGAAGAUCAGUGUUUUCAACUACGCCCCCUUCAGGACACCAUACACCCCCGACAACAACUUCCAGAUGCUGCUGGAUCCUUCCAACCCGUCGUCCACCUCGGUCAAACCCGAGAAACAGGAGAAGAUCAAGAUGAACUUCGACAUGACCAUGUCUCCCAAGGUUCCCCUGGUCAGGAGCCUAGGGUCCGGCCCGGGUAUGGCUGGAGGCACAACGGCCCGGAGGGUCUCCGUCAGUGACCUGCCGCGCUCCCCCAUGAGCACCAACUCCUCCGCCCACACGUGUUCCGACGGGGAGCAGGAGUCGGCAGACAAGCCCCCGACCAAAGGCCCGAGCCACCAGUAUAGCACUGGAGAGGAGUCCAUGGACUGCACAGCAUCUUCGGCAUGCACGCAACCCACUCCCAUAAGCUCUUCCUCAGACACCUCCAAACCUUUCCGUUCUCCAGCUACCGGCCCGCCGGUGGUUGCAAAGCAGGAGAAACCUCUCCCCACAGCAAGUAUUCUAAACCUCAACCUAGAUCGCAGCAAAGCAGAGAUGGACCUGAAGGAGUUGAGUGAGACAGUCCAGCAGAGGCAGGGAGUGACCCAAGUUCUGACCUCACCGAAGAGACAGAUUAAGAGCCGUUUUCAGCUGAACUUGGAUAAAACCAUUGAAAGUUGCAAAGCACAACUGGGUAUAGAUGAGAUCUCUGAAGAUGUGUAUAAGGGGGUGGAGCACAGCGACUCUGAGGAAUCCGACAAAUCAGACUCCAGCGACAGUGAAGAUGCCAGCGAUGAGGAGCGGAAGCCAAAGGACGCUCCAGACGCCCCGGCCAGUGACCAAACACCGAAGGAGCUUUCUGUUCCCAAAGUCCCCGAGCCCUCUUCCCCCCACAAAGACACUAAGAGCAGUCCUGAAAACGCAGUGGGAUCAAAAUCGGCCUCUGAUAAUCCCAGUCCCCCAGCAGCAGAUGACCCACUGAAAGAUAGAGCAGGCACCGACAGUGAUAAAAGGAGCCCAGACGGGAAUAAAGUGGCCUCGGCGUCCCCUGUGCCUCGAGAGAAGCCCCCGUUGAAAGAGGCGGUGCAGCGGUCCGUCCCAGUAGAGGACUCGGACUCUGAGAGGGAGCUGGUCAUCGACCUGGGAGAGGAGCAGGCCGGAAAAGAGAAAAAGAGAGCUAGAAAGGACAACACAUUGGCUAAGUCAACUCCUGCCAAGGCAGAAGGCAAAGUCCAACCGGUGGCAGUCACCCUUUCCCAAAGCCCCGCUGCUCCCUCCACCUCCUCCAGCGGGGCCCCCCAGCCUUCACCGCUCGCCAUCCCUGUGACCAUGGUCCCCCUCCCCGCCACCUCCCCCGUGGUCAUCAGCGCCGCCCCGUUAUCCACCGCCACCCUGACGGCUGCCCUGCCCGCCGCCCCGGCCACGCCCACGCCCACGCUGAAGAAGCAGCGGCCCCUGCUGCCCAGAGAGACGGUGCCGGUGGUGCAGCGGGCCGUGGUGUGGAACCCCACGACCAAGUUCCAGACCUCCUCGCAGAAGUGGCACAUGCAGAAGGUCCAGCGGCAGCAGUUGAACCAGCAGCCCGCCGCCGACUCCACGCAGCCGCAGGAGGUCUCCCCGGGGCCCGGCCCGGCCCUGACACAUCCAGCCCAGACCCAGGCCCUGGCAGCAGCCGCCCCGCCACUGACCCCAUCGCAGCCGGCGCAAAGCACUCGCUACCAAACCAGGCAGGCGGUCAAAGCAGUUCAACAGAAAGAUAGUCCAUUAAGCAGUUCACCUUCAUCAGCCGUUACCCUGGUGACCAGCAGCACGGCUUCUGCGGCAAUGGCGGCAGUGUCUAGCACAGCGUGCUCCUCCUCCUCGAUGCCUGGAGAUGUGCAGAUCCCUAUUGCCUCGGCUGACGUGGCGGCAGAUAUUGCCAAAUAUACCAAUAAAAUAAUGGAUGCAAUCAAAGGAACAAUGACUGAAAUCUACAAUGACCUUUCCAAGAGUACCUCAGGGAAUACAGUAGCAGAGAUACGGCGGCUAAGAAUUGAAAUAGAGAAACUCCAGUGGCUUCAUCAGCAAGAGUUAUCCGAAAUGAAGCACAACCUGGAGCUGACCAUGGCAGAGAUGAGGCAGAGUCUGGAGCAGGAGAGAGAGAGGCUGGUGGCGGAGGUGAAGAAGCAGAUGGAGGUGGAGAAGCAGCAGGCGGUGGACGAAACAAAGAAGAAGCAGUGGUGUGCUAACUGCAGGAAGGAGGCCAUCUUCUACUGCUGCUGGAACACCAGCUACUGCGACUACCCCUGCCAGCAGGCCCACUGGCCGGAGCACAUGAAGUCCUGCACGCAGUCAGCCACUGCCCCCCAGCAGGAGGUGGAGACAGAGCCUGCUACAGAGGGUUCAAACAAGAGUUCAGGACCACCCAACAGUGUCCCGGUGCCCCUCAGAGAACCUGCAGUCCCUCCUCUGUCGGAUAAGGACAGCAACUUAGAGAAGAGCUCAGAGACUGUUAGUCAUAACCCAUCUUUCCAAACUUGACUAUGUACAGCGGUAAAAAAUUAACAGCAAAAUGCUAAAACAAUGGUGUCUUUACAAACUCCAGCUAUGGGAUCAACCUAUAGGAUAGCUUAUUUGCUUCCUUUAGUUUCUUCUCUUUUUAUGAACCGGUGUACACCCUGAGCUCCACGGACUCAACUCUUUUCAAUGUUACCAAAUGCACAUAAGGACUACAUGUCCCAGUGAUCCAAUUUAUAUAUUUUCCCCCACUUUUCUUUGCCAGUGCCAAUAUCGUGGACAGCCUAAGCAGCCUUUUGUGUAGGGAAAGAAUUGAUCAUGUAUAUGAAAAAGAAGAUCAAAAAUCCAAUGAUAUUGGCCACAUUAUUCUUUUGCUCAAAAGGACUAUCGAAAGGAAUGUCUGUGAAUUUCUGUAAUAUAUAUUUAUUAUGGUUCUUGUAAUAUUGCCUCAUGUAUAGUAAAGAAAAGGUUUUUUUUUAUGUGGGAAAGCCUGUGAUUUUAAAGAUUGUUUUGUCAUAUUCUCAAUGUCCUUGUUAGUUCUUGUCUCAAAUCCAUCUUGUAGCAGUCUGUCAUUAAAGAAUUAACCCCAAAUGAUAUUGUAAUUAUAAAAGUACAAAGGUACAAAAUUUAAAUUUAGAAUUAUAUUACAUUUCAGAACAAUGCAGAACUGUAAAUAUUUUACCAAUUGUUGCCUUUUUUAUUUCAUUAUUUAUUGUGAUAUUUUUUUUCAGAUCAGUCCACUUGCUUUUCAUUGGAGGCACUUACACGAUUGUUGUAUUAUGCUGUACAGUAAAUUUUAUGUUGAGGAAAAUAACUAAGACUCUGAUGUUUUAAUCGCUGAAUCACCAAUAAAAGAGAAGGAGAAAUGAC
Molecule: messenger RNA, 5006 nt
Organism: Gadus morhua (Atlantic cod)
Lineage: Eukaryota; Metazoa; Chordata; Actinopteri; Gadiformes; Gadidae
Gene: zmynd8
Product: zinc finger, MYND-type containing 8
Exons: 22
Coding region: 519-4160 (1213 amino acids)
Biological process (GO): regulation of DNA-templated transcription
Cellular component (GO): nucleus; cytoplasm
Molecular function (GO): protein binding; transcription corepressor activity
Source: RefSeq, a predicted model, not a curated record